Messenger RNA from Eimeria necatrix, 753 nucleotides. Its product is annotated as proteasome subunit alpha type 4, subunit, putative. The coding region runs from base 1 to 753 and encodes 250 amino acids. Gene Ontology annotation, biological process: ubiquitin-dependent protein catabolic process. The record is from RefSeq and is a predicted model, not a curated record. Lineage: Eukaryota; Apicomplexa; Conoidasida; Eucoccidiorida; Eimeriidae. Gene Ontology annotation, cellular component: cytosol; nucleus; proteasome core complex, alpha-subunit complex. The transcript is spliced from 4 exons.
AUGUCGAGACGCUACGACUCGCGCACAACCACAUUUUCCCCCGAAGGGAGGUUGUACCAGGUGGAGUACGCUCUAGAGGCAAUCAACAAUGCCUCUUCAACGCUAGGCAUCCUCGCCAAGGAUGGCGUUGUCCUAGCUGCUGACAAGAUGGUCACUUCCAAACUCCUUGAUCAAGGAAGGUCUAAGGAGAAGUUGUACAAGGUGGACAACCACGUGAUGUGCGCAGUCGCGGGCUUGACGGCUGAUGCCAACAUUCUCAUUAAUCAGGCAAGAGUCAACGCGCAGCGCUUUUUGUAUCACUACGGAGAGCCGCAGCCAAUAGAGCAGCUGGUGGUGCAGCUGUGCGACAUCAAGCAGUCCUACACACAAUUCGGCGGUCUACGCCCAUUCGGCGUGAGCUUUCUCUUUGCCGGCUGGGAUAAGCACCACGGCUUCCAGUUGUACCACACGGACCCCUCGGGCAACUACUCGGGGUGGAAGGCCACAGCCAUCGGGGUGAACAACCAGUCUGCGCAAACCAUCCUAAAGCAGGAACUGCGAGACGAUAUGGACGUCGCAGCAGCUCUUGAUUUAGCAGCCAAAGUGCUCAACAAAACUAUGGAUACCGCGGCGCCCAGUGCAGACAAGCUCGAGAUUGCAGUUUUGCAAUUCGACCCAAAGAACCCCACUGUUCUUGAGCAGCGGUCUCUGCCCACAAAGGAGGUUGAAGUUCUAAUGAAAAGAGCGCAGGAGCAGCAGGCAGAGGCGCAGUAG